CUCAACUUCCGCCCUGCCCAAACCGUGAUAAGUUUGUGUUGUUUGGACCAUUUCUCCGAAAAAGACACUCCAAAGGUUGUGUUCGAGUGCGCCAAGAAAUUCUAAAAAGAACUUCACGUUUCAACGUAACAUGACGCUGAAAUAAUGGCCUGCUCGUACAACACAAGUUGACUCUUCUGAAGAUAUUGUGUGGUUGUAACAAAAUGGCGAGUUUAGCUGAUGUGUAUAAGGAUAAGGAAAGGACAAACUGGCUGAAGGCGUGGCUAGCAAUAGACAUUGCAAAGUCUGGCUUGGAACACUUAGCUGACAACGAGGCUCAGAAUUUUCACCGGCUAAUUUACAGUCAUGUAGGAUCUUCUUGCACCAGCUGUACCACAGCAAAUGUACAGCAUAAAAAACCAUGUCCAAGAAAGAUUUGUGAUCAAGUUUGUCAGAAAAUUAUCAAGGAACAUAGGUAUAAUAGUUUGUCUUGGAAGAAUACAUCUGCGCAAUUGUGGCAAACAAACUAUUGGGAAAUAGCAAAAUGUUAUUUCCCACCAGAUGGAUAUGCUGCCACAAGUUCAAUUCGAGAUACAGACUUCAACGGAGUCAUCAGUUUUAUGCUAAACUGUAAACGCUUUGAUAGCAGUAUGUCUUUUCCAAUUACAACGGGAAAGCCCACAACUCACACGUCUGCGUGUCUCCUGUAUAAGGCUCGUGAAAUUGGGAAAGCUGUGCGUCACUCUACCGUAAUGAAGGUAACAGACGUGGAGCUCCUAGACUACUUCACAACAUUGUCCGACCUGCUGAAUGAUUCAUGCUAUCUAAUUGGAGAUAGCGAUGCCCAAAAAGCUGUUAAGAAAUUAGAAGAGUUGAAAAAAGAUACCUUACUAUUGACUACAGCCGAGAUGAUUUGUUUACUGGAGGCUGUUGACGCAACUUUGAAGAAGCGCUUGAAAGAUGUUGUCGACACAUCACUGAAUGAGCUCAGAGAUAACACAGCAUUGUGUAUUGAUGAAAUUAAAGACUAUAUAGAUACAUGGAAGCAGAGCACUGAAACUUCCUACAAAAAGUCCUGUGAAAAAAUUCAGGCGUGGUUAAUCGAACAGUACCGGGCAAUGUGUGUUGUGCCGGUGUCCAUGCUGGAUCCUGACAUAGAUGUACCUUUGGAACGGAUCUACGUUCCCCCGUCCAUCAAGGCACUUAAGAGAGGCCAGGGCGACAUACAUGGCGGGAGUGAGAUGGACAAGUCUUUAACGAUGGAAUCAAAAGUGAAUUGCUACAAAGAGUUGCUGCAUCGUGACGGGAAUCCUGUUAAUACAAUUUAUAUCCAAGGUGAUCCAGGUUGUGGUAAAACUACGUUUUCCACAAAACUGGUUCUUGAUUGGUGUAAUGCCCAUUCGGAAAAUUGUACCAAUUCUGAGAAAGAAAUCGCGAUAAAGGCCAGUACCAAUGAGGAGACUUCACAACUAGUCCCAUUCAGUGAUCUGGGCACUUUGCGAGAUUAUGCAUUUCUGUUUUUUGUGUCUUUACGUGAUUACAGCGGAUCCAUGUGUAACGUCAGUCAGAUGAUCGAAGAUGCCAUAAAAAGCAACAAACUAGCUUGGGAUGACAGUGUCUGGGAACAUAAAUGCAUCGUUCUUACAGACGCCGCAGACGAAUGGUACCACCCCGAUUUAUCCUUUCCUCCGCCACAGGACUGUGCUUGCAGGUGCGGUAAAGACCGGAGUAUGCCGCUGUACCUACAGCGAAAAAACAUUACCAACAUUAUAACCGCACGACCAUGGAAAUUUGCCAAUCGCAGAAUGAGCGAUAGCUUAACACGUAUGUUCCAAAUUUCCGGCGUUGCGAAGUACCAAACCUUGGCGAGAAAUGUCAUUAAUGUUUUAGCUGAGAAAGAUGGUAUUUCGCAAAAGGCUCAACAAAGCAAAUGUAAUGAUUUCUUGGAGAAACUAAAGAACAAAAACGUGAUAAAUCUUAUGACAAUACCAGCUAUUUGUGUGCAACUCGUUCAUCAGUUUUACGUUGGACGUUUAAUGGAAGAUUCACUAUGUGCUAUAUACAUGAAUAUGCUUGAUAUGCACAUAGCCAAAGGAUUGCAAAAACUGCAAAUUAAAGAUUUUGACACUGAAGAAAUUUGCGUUAAAGAAAUAGAACACAUAUUUGGAACCGGAAAAAACAAGUAUAUGUCGGCUAAUGGGUCGCUGGUUCGUUCUGCAAGUGCGCUUGCGUUUAAAACACUAACAGACUCUAGUAAAGAGUCGUCACUAGUCUUUGCGAAAAACACAAUCACAAACCACAUGACGAAAACACAACUUAAAUACUUACUUCAGACAGGGGUUAUCACAAAGAAAAAAUCGUUGGCGCUUAGCCCGCAAAAGAAUAUUCCAUACAUGUUUGUACACAAAACUAUUCAGGAGUUUCUAGCAUCGAUGCAUAUUGCAAUUAAUCAGAUGGGCAUUGAAGACAUCAUGAGCGCCAUACAGUCGGCGUAUUGUGAUGGUAAGUCUAUUAUGGACAUCGGUCAGUUAUUUAUCUUCACGUGUGGAAUGUGUGGUCCAGCGGCUGAAAGAAUGUCAAAGCACAUGAUGGAUGUCAUAACAAGCGACAUGGAAAGCAAGCUGCUUUCUAUUUCAGACCAGGAGAUGAAUCUAUUUUCCACGCAUUAUUUAGCACAAACAAUUUUAUUGGGUGGCUUUAUUGAAAGGUUGGCGAAUAAACAGCCGUGCUUACAACUGACACUCACUCAUAUAGCACUUGAUGAUUUAAGAAUUCCUACCAAGGAAAUCGAUGCUUUAAAUACGUUAAUAGAUAUGAACAUCUCAAACAUCACAAGCAUGGAUGUACAAUUCCAUUACAAUUCUCAACAGGAAUUAGCAUUAAAUCGUGUACAGGAAAUUAUUUCGCAAUCGAGAGAAUCAUUGUCGUAUCUGCGGCUUCCGCUUGUAGGCUGGAUUCAAUCAGACCUACAAUUUGACCUACAGGGUCUUAAGCUCAAGAGCUUAUCAUGUCAUGGAGGUACCGUUUUAAGUAAUUUAGACUGCACCUAUAUGCGUUCGUGUUGUAUAUUAUCUCCAACACCAUUAUCAGAGAGGCGCAUCUUACAAUCGAUGUCCAUCACUGGUAAAAACAUUACACAUCUUGAGCUGGAUAUUGACCGUCUCUGUCCAAACCUUCCUAGUCUACACACGCUUAUAAUAUCUAAGACAAAUCUUGCGGUUACACUGCUGUACUAUCUUCCUGAAUCGAUCAGAAAGGUAGUUUAUCGAGCCAGCGAUGUUUCCGCUCAAGAUGUAAAGUCAAUGGUGGAAUAAUCAAAAUCACGGUACGCGUGUGUGCGUUUUGAAUUGUUAGACUGUCGUUUACCUGUCAUUGAGUCGGAUACUUGUAACUGGAUGAAACAGCAGGACGGCAUUGAUAUUACACAAUGUGAAUUCAAAGAUUAUGACUAUUAUAAAGAUCACUAUCGAAUUUCUAUUUCCUGGAGUACCAUUUUAUCAAAGUGACAAUUAUCAAACAAGUUGUCACAGAUUCAAGACGAAAGGAGAGUGACAUAACACUAAGCACGUAGACAACAUUACAAAUUUACAUUUUCUUCAUAAUUGGAAAUUUAUAAAACUAUACAGAAUUACAAACGCGAAAAGUGAAUAAUCUAAAUGUGCUCGUUUCUUUUUUUUGUGUUCUUUAAAUUUGGUGGCGAUGCUCAAUUCACUAAUAUAAAUCUUUAAAUGAUUUUGACUGAAGCUUGGACAAAAUGCAAAAACCGUAAACAACACCCUUAUAUGUUAAAUAAUUAGCUUUCGCUUUACUGUGUAAUUAUUAUCAAUCAUUCAUACAACAUCAUGAUGUAGCUAUACAUUCCAUUUGAAAAACGAGUGAAGAGUUUAUUGUAUACGAGUUUGUGUUUUGUCUCCGGUGCUUUGCAUCUCACGGAACACUGAUGUAUUCUAUUUCACUCGCCCUUCGAGAGUUUUAUAUGCCAUUGAAUUAUGUUAAAAUAAGUAUUUUUAAUAUAAUAUGUUUUCCAGUUAUUAAGUAACCUAUUCCACGAGACAAUAUAUUGUGCUGUUUUGUACAGAAUAUGCAAUAUAUAUAUAUAUAUAUAUAUAUAUAUAUAUAUAUAUAUAUAUAUAUAUAUAUAUAUAUAUAUAUAUACAUGCAUUAUAAUCCUCCCUCUAUAUGUUAACGACUCGUAUAAUUUAUGUUAUGUGUAAUCAUGUGUUAUUUAUGAAUGAAAAGAACGCACUAUACCUUCGGAGGAACUUCUAACUAUACAGUGCUGAAAUACAUUUGUAUCAUAAACGGCAGAUUAUUUCACAGUCAAUGUGAGGUUAAAUCUUGUAAUAUUCCAUAAAUUGUAUUUGAACGUGCUCACUCUUUUCAAUUAUCAAUAAAUCGCUGCACUUGUAAGGACUGACUAUUUUUUAUUUAAUUGUACAGAUGGUUUAAUUUAAGAUGAUAUUUUCCAAAUAAACCUUUUUUAUACUUCUCUUCACAGUUUCUGUUAAAUCUGUUUCCAAGUAAAUUUCAUGUCUGAGGUUGUUAUUGCACAUGAUUUGUGUAAUGAUAAAUUGUGACGUAUAUACUACACGUGCGUUUCGUCUUAGUCUUCGCCGCUUUCCUAGCGCGUCCUUGAUCCGACUAUGAUUUAAGGAAGUGGUUAAAAUAUAGCAUUGAAUAUUUUAAAAUCCUUUUCACAUUGCUGAGACCCUUCUUGCAAAUAUAUUAUUCAUCAAAUAAUAUACACUCAAGCAUUGGCUUACUAACGGGCUUUAAAGAGCAUAAUUAAUUCUAUGGACAUUUAAUGUAUUAAAUAAAAUGUGUGCAAACAGUG
Molecule: messenger RNA, 4813 nt
Organism: Dreissena polymorpha
Lineage: Eukaryota; Metazoa; Mollusca; Bivalvia; Myida; Dreissenidae
Exons: 5
Coding region: 204-3293 (1029 amino acids)
Source: RefSeq, a predicted model, not a curated record